CGUUAGAUUUCAUUGUAGAAAAUUUCUGCGGCUGAAAAUCAGUUCCAUUCAUGUGAAUAGGGUUGUUUUGGCUGGAAGCACAUGGGCUUCUCCAAUCCUCUGCAGAUGAAUGGAACGGAUUCUCAGUCGCAGUGAAGGCGCCUCAGGCUUUAAGUUCAUUCAUGUCACUAUUUCGUACGAAUCCUAAAACACUUAUUAUUUGAUGGAUGGUAUUUUGUAGGGAAAGAUGGCCGCUCUGCAUGUCACCCAGCACCAUGCUUGUGCAUUGUGAUGUCACCCAGCAGCAAUCUCUAUUGUGAUGUCAGUUGGAUGUGACACGUUCGCAGGCUGAAGGGAUUUGUGACAGAACGUCAUGCGAUUCUUUACUUCCUAUUAUCUGCUGCUGCAGAUCAUAGUAUUUCUAUGUGGAGCUCAGGUAGCGACAUCUUGCCUGAAAUGCUUCACCACCCAGCGGACAGAGCCAGCAUCUGUUACCAUGCGGUCUCGCUGGACACAAUGGGGGCCGAAGAAUGUCUCCAGAGGCUACACUGGGGCUUUGACCCCCUGAAUAACAUCUCUAUAGCCUUCAACCAGAUACACAACAUCAGAAAGUAUCUCAAGACCUUUGAAAAAGAGGUCAAGAAAAUUGAAAAACUAUCUUGGGUAGAACAGUUUGACAAAAAGAUGGCUGAAUUUGUGAAAGGCGUGAAAGAUCGUGUCGCAAGUCAUCCACCGGUGGAAUGCAGACCUCCAUGUGGGCUUCAAAAAGCUGCCCGAACCUUCUCAUGCAGCCGCUGUGCUGAGGAGGACUGCAACAUCCCGGUGACCUGUCCCCUUAAGGACAUCAAGGUGGAAGAGCUGGAAGAGACCAGAAUCUGGUGCACGGCGUCCUUUAUCCUUCCCGAUCAUCCGAAGGUUGUUUGGAAGUACGCCAAAAACAUAAAAAAAACGGAUUUGAGUAAUUUUAAAGACUUCUACAUUGGGGAUGACCUGGAUGUACACAUCAAGCCAACCAGAGUCAGCCAUAAAGGAACUUAUGCCUGUGAGAUAAUGGAUGAGGAUGAUGACAUCAUACUCCGAAGAUUCUUUUAUCUCGAUGUGACGCAGACUAAAUCCAAGGCAGUCGAGGAAAUAGAAGCUGAAUUCCAUCGAGCUCUGGCAGAAAAACUACCUACCCAGGAGGAAGAGGAGGAGAGGAUUGAACAUGGUCCCUCCACAAAAGACAUCAUCCUCACCUUCCUCCAGAGCCAUGUCAGCUAUGCCAUCUACGCUGCUGUCUGCUGUCUAAUUGUCACCGUAUUGGUCGGGUUCCUUUGGCGUCAUGCCCUGAGUGUAGACUGGUCGGAAAAAACAUCAGCACCAAGAACCAGCUUCCCACCAGAACACAACCUGCCAUAGAACAAAUCAGCCAUCUGGAGUCAACAACAACAGACUCCCAAGGGGUAUCACCAACUACCCCUCAUCUGCAGCCAACCAUCUCUGCAGACCUAAACCUUACCUAAAAAAGAAAAAAAAAC
This is a messenger RNA of Bufo gargarizans (Asiatic toad), 1496 nucleotides long. RefSeq names its product sperm acrosome membrane-associated protein 6-like. The coding region runs from base 403 to 1377 and encodes 324 amino acids. The transcript has 10 exons. Gene Ontology annotation, biological process: fusion of sperm to egg plasma membrane involved in single fertilization. Lineage: Eukaryota; Metazoa; Chordata; Amphibia; Anura; Bufonidae. The record is from RefSeq and is a predicted model, not a curated record.